Molecule: messenger RNA, 2817 nt
Organism: Laetiporus sulphureus 93-53
Lineage: Eukaryota; Fungi; Basidiomycota; Agaricomycetes; Polyporales; Laetiporaceae
Product: dehydrogenase E1 and transketolase domain-containing protein 1
Exons: 24
Coding region: 1-2817 (938 amino acids)
Biological process (GO): tricarboxylic acid cycle
Molecular function (GO): thiamine pyrophosphate binding; oxoglutarate dehydrogenase (succinyl-transferring) activity
Source: RefSeq, a predicted model, not a curated record
AUGGCUGCUGUCAGGUGGCGCCCCGGCCUGGCUCGUAACUCCGCGCGACGCCAGUACCACGACAAGUCCUAUGGUUAUCGUGAACCUCGACGAUUCUCCUUGCCGGACUACAGCCCGACACAGUUGCAGAACAGAACGGCGAACGCGCCUCUCCUCCGCUAUGUCGACUCACUGCGCACACAUGGGCACCGUGCCGCGCGCAUCGACCCUCUAGAUCUCCUCCAGCGCGAAGAAGUCGCGGCCCUCAACCCGCGGAGGUAUGGCCUCGUCGAUGACGCGCAGAAAUACGAUGUCAACGGCAUUGUUUGGACCAAUCCCGUUGGCGUGGACGCAGACACGAAGGAGGAAUGGACACUCGGCGAGAUCACUCAGCACCUACGCGCCCUCUACGUCGGGCGCAUCGCAUACGAGUACAUGCACUCGCCGUCCAAGACCGAGCGGCUGUGGUUUUCGCACCUGCUCGAGUCGCAGAGACCUCAUGACGCGAAGCUUGAUGUCAGGGAGAAGGCGCGCAUACAUUCGCUGCUCGCGCGCAGCGAGAUGUUCGACCAGUUCCUACAGUUGAAGUUUCCGAACCUGAAGCGAUACGGCCUGGAGGGCGGCGAGUCGAUGCUUCCUGCGCUCGACGCGUUAUUUGCUAGUGCUGCAAGAGCUGGCGUAGAGAACAUUGUCCUGGCUAUGCCGCACCGCGGUCGGUUGAACCUCCUCACGGGCCUGCUCGAGUAUUCUCCUGCAGCGUUGUUUCACAAGAUCAAAGGAGGAGCAGAGUUCCCCGAGGACCUUGGCGCGUCUGGAGACGUCAUAAGUCAUCUCACUGCAUCCCCGAGUCUGCAAUACGACGGAGCCCCAAUCCCGGUCAAGGUGACGCUGCUACCGAACCCUUCACACCUCGAGGCGGUCAACCCGGUCGCCCUCGGCAAGACUCGCGCGAAGCAAUUUGCGCUGCUCAAGGAGCUCAUACGCAACGGCAUGCCACUCGAGGAGUGCUUCCCGGGCGAUAAGGUGAUGUGUGUGCAGCUGCAUGGUGAUGGGAGCUUCACGGGCCAGGGCGUGAUUAUGGAAAGCCUCGGGUUGAGUAAUUUGCCACACUAUACCGUGGGCGGGACGGUACAUAUUGUGGUCAAUAAUAGCAUCGGUUACACGACUCCGGCAUCUAGUGCUCAUUCGGGACUGUAUUCGUCGGAUAUAGGCAAGAUGAUCAAUGCGCCGGUACUGCAUGUCAACGGAGACUAUCCUGAAGAUGUGGCACGGGCAGUGGAAACGGCGUUCAAGUACAGGAACUACUUCCGCAAGGACAUCAUUGUCGAUUUGAUUGUCUAUCGACGCUGGGGCCACAACGAGCUCGACGAGCCCGCGUUCACACAGCCGCUUAUGUACGACAAAAUCAGGUCUCGCCGCUCGGUGCCCGUCAUGUACGAGGACCAGCUCAUCGACGAGGAAGUGCUGUCGAAAGAGGAAGCCACCGACGUCCGCACAUCCUACAAGACACACCUCACAUCCGAGUUCACCGCCACAGAUUCCUACACACCCACCGCCGCGGGCGCGUCAAUACUGCAAGAGCAGUGGAGCGGAAUGGUGUGGCCCGCGAGCAGCGCCGCUGUCCGGGACCCCGAGACGGGCGUAGGGCAUGAUGUGCUGCAGCACGUGGGGCGCGCAAGUGUCACCGUGCCUGAGGGAUUUGAGAUCCAUCCUCGUCUGCAGCGACAUGUGAACAGCCGCCUGCGCGCCAUUGAGAAAGGCGAGGGAAUAGAUUGGGCGACGGCCGAGGCAAUGGUGUUCGGCACGUUGAUGCUCGAGGGCCAUGAUGUGCGAAUCUCCGGACAAGACGUUGGACGUGGGACCUUCAGUCAGAGACAUGCGAUGCUGGUCGACCAGCGCACCGAGGACGUCGUCGUGCCUUUGAAUGCCGUACUUCAAUGCGAGGGAAAGCUGGAGCUCGCGAACAGCUCGCUCAGCGAACUGGCUGUACUGGGAUUCGAAUACGGCGUCAGCUGGGAAAGACCUGGGAUUCUGCCGAUCUGGGAGGCUCAGUUCGGCGACUUCUUCAACGGCGCUCAGGUCAUCAUCGACACUUUCAUCUCUUCUGCGGAAACGAAGUGGCUGAAGCAAAGUGGGAUCGUCAUGCUACUUCCACAUGGUCUGGACGGUGCUGGUCCAGAACAUUCGUCUUCACGGAUCGAGCGCAUGCUGCAGCUCACAAACGACCGUUACGACUUUGACGACAAGAUGACUAACGUCAACAUGCAUGUCGUCUUCCCAACCACCCCUGCCCAAUACUUCCAUCUGUUACGUAGGCAACUCCAUCGGAACUACCGGAAGCCCUUGAUUGUGGCGUCUCCAAAGGGUCUUCUCCGUCUACCGGCUGCUUCAUCUGCAUUAGCGGAUCUCGCACCGGGACAGCGCUUCCAGCCAGUCUUGGACGACGUCGAGGUCGACAAGUCCGUUGUCAAACGUGUCGUCUGUGUGUCCGGCAAGCUAUGCUAUGACCUCAUAAAGGAACGUCAGAAACGGCAGCUAUCGAACGUGGCCUUCGUCAGGAUCGAGGAAUUGUGUCCCUUCCCCUUCGAACAGCUCUCACGGACACUGGGACAAUAUGAGAACGUGGAAGAGUUCAUUUGGCUUCAAGAGGAGCCUCGCAAUCAGGGUGCCUGGCCACACAUAGAAUGCAGGCUGAAUGCGGUCCUGGAGCGACUGUCGGUGAAGAGAGGGAUUUCAUAUAGAGGACGAAAACAGGACUCCGUCGCCGCGCCUGGGCAGGCGAAGCUGUAUGGUGCCCAGCAGAAAGCGGUUUUAGAGGCUGCAUUUGUUGGCCUAUGA